AUGGCAAACUCUAGAGGUCCAUCAACAACAAGAAACAUGGUGUACAAUGGAAGACACUCUUUACUCCCCCCUAAAUGUCCAUUUCCAACCACUCCUCCAUCAUAUUCUGAUUACAUCUCAAAUCCUGCAAUUGGACCAAAAGGAAUACCAAAGUACAGAGAUGUCAAUUCACACCAUCAACGUGCUUCAUCUGAAAGCCUUCUAAUUGAAGAACAACCUUCUUGGCUUGAUGAGCUUCUUAAUGAACCAGAAACAUCUGUCCAAAGAGGCCAUAGACGUUCAUCAAGUGACUCUUUUACAUAUCUGGAAGCAGCCAAUUCUGUUAAUGUAGAAUACGGUGUAAAAGAUGAACACAAGAUAAGAAACUUAAUUUCUGUUCCUUCAUGGGGGUCCCACGAUUUUGAUUUUUAUAAAGAUGCUAGAAGUGUCCCAAAUAAUCCUUUGAUGAAUAUGAAUCCUAAGUCAAGGGCAUGGGAUUCACCUUCACCACAAAAUGGUCUUCAAAGAUCAGUAUCAUUGGGUGCUUCAAAUGAGAUUCGUGGGAUUGUUUCAUCAAUUAGGGAAAAACAAGAUGGAGUUGAAUCGGGCCCACAUGAUUCAUCUGAAGAUGCAAACCAUGAAAGAAAAGAUUUUUCAGAAACUGAUACAAAACGUGCCAAACAGCAGUUUGCUCAAAGAUCACGGGUGAGGAAGCUUCAGUAUAUUGCUGAGCUGGAAAGGAAUGUACAGGCUUUACAGGCAGAUGGAUCUGAGGUGUCAGCUGAGCUGGAAUUCUUAAACCAGCAAAGUCUUAUUUUGAGCAUGGAGAACAAGGCACUGAAACAACGAUUGGAGAAUUUGGCUCAAGAGCAACUUAUUAAGUGUUUGGAGCAUGAAGUUUUGGAGAGAGAACUUGGAAGACUACGAGCCUUGUAUCACCACCAACAACAACCACAACCACCACAAAGCCACCACCGGAGAACCGCCAGUCGGGAAAGACUCGAUUCCCAAUUUGCAAACCUUUCUUUGAAAAAUACCGACUCUACUUCUGUUCAUAACAACCCUGUUUCUAGCCACCAACAGCCGCCACGUAUCUAAAAAAUAAAAAUAAUUAUUUUCUAAUUUCAGUGGCUUGAUUUGGCUUUUGGGGUUUGUGUUUGUGAUAAAAAAAAAAAUAGCAUAAUCUUACAUGCGCCUGGUAGAUGUUCCCUUUGGAAUCGUUAAAUUUUCUGAUUAGGAACUCACCGGAGGUGGAAAUUUGGGGGAAAUGAUAUAAAAAGUUUUAGUUUCCCAUUUGGUGUUGGGUGGAUAGUUGUUGUCAUCAUAGACUUGUUUACUUUAAUCAUGAAAUCUCUUUGUAAUAAGACUAAUAAUCUUCUCAAUGAAGUUGAUGUUGGUUGUUCUCAUGGGAAAAA
This is a messenger RNA of Lactuca virosa, 1394 nucleotides long. NCBI's taxonomy places the organism in Eukaryota, Viridiplantae, Streptophyta, Magnoliopsida, Asterales, Asteraceae. The record is from the annotation of a GenBank genome assembly.